This is a messenger RNA of Triticum urartu, 1150 nucleotides long. The record is from RefSeq and is a predicted model, not a curated record. Lineage: Eukaryota; Viridiplantae; Streptophyta; Magnoliopsida; Poales; Poaceae.
CACAUCUCACCGAUUUGGCCAGCAGGUCUUUCCCUUAAAGAUUACCAUCUUCCACAAGUCGAUGCACACCAACUCAAUCAAGCACUAGCAUCACGCCAUCACCCGCAAGAAACAUACAAUCUUGAGAUCAAGCUACCAACCUGCUGCCAUGGCGGAACUGAUUGUUGGGUUGGCCAAGUCCGUGGUGGAGGGCGCUCUGACCAAGGCCCAGUCGGCGAUCGAAGAGGAGGCCAAACUCCGGCAGAGCGCGCAGCGCGACCUGGUGUUCAUCACCGGCGAGUUUGAAAUGAUGCACUCAUUCCUCAACGUCGCCACCACGGAGCGCGUGGAGAACAAGGUGGUGAUGACCUGGGUGCGGCAGGUCCGCGAGCUGGCCUACGAUGUGGAGGACUGCAUCGAGUUUGUCGUCCACCUCGACACCAAGGCCAGGUGGUGGUGGCGUAUGGUACCGUCCUGGUGCAUAACGCCGCCACCGACGGCGCUGUCCCUGGAGGAGGCCGUCGAUGAGAUCGAGCAGCUCAAGGCCAGGGUGGAGGCUGUGAGUACCAGGAACUCGCGCUACAAUCUUAUCAGUGACUCAGGCUCCAAGCCGGCAGUCACGAAUCAUCAGCCCAUCGCGGCCGGUGCCAUCACCCUUGGCACAACCGCAUUCAACGUGCUUGCUGAGGCUAGGGACUCUGCGAGGAGGCAACAAGGCUUAGGGGAUCUCACCCGGUUGAUCACCAAGAAAGGGAAGGACCUUCAGGUGAUCACGGUGUGGGGAACAGGAGGUGAUCUUGGGAUGACCUCCAUCAUCAGGAAGGCGUACAAUGAUCCAGAAAUCUGCCAGAACUUCCCUUGUCGCGCCUGGGUGAAGCUCAUGCACCCUUUCAACCCCCAUGAGUUCGUGCAGCGCUUCAUGGCACAGGUCUACGCCGCAAAAGCUCGCGGCGGCGAAAAAAAAGGAGCAGGUGUGGGUAUAGAUGUCCUCACCAAAAUGGAGGCCAUGCAAGAAGAUGUGGUUGCGCUCAGGCGUGAGUUUGUAGAGGAAGUCAACACCAACACUUACCUCGUCGUCCUGGAGAACCUGACCGACAUGGUGGAUUGGGAUGCCGUAAGGAUGUUACUUCCUGACAUGAAGAAUGGCAGCUGGAUCGUCGUGUCCACGCAG